AUGGAGAGGUUCUUGAUGGAAGAAAAUAACAAUUCUAAUGACUUUUCUAUUCCGUUCUCUACUUCUAAUUCAUCUAGGCAUGAGAUUGUGGCGCCUACAUUCGGUGUCGAUGAUUAUUCUAACAACAUGGAACUAUCGCAUUUGAUGUAUCAUGAGCAAGAAAACAAAUCGAGAAAGAAAAGUAAGACAUUGAAAACUAGUUUCCUCAUCAAAGGACAGUGGAUGGAAGAAGAAGACAGGAGACUUGUAGAAUUGGUGCGACAAUAUGGAGAUAAAAAAUGGUCACAAAUUGCUGAGAAGAUGAUUGCAAAGGCUGGGAAGCAGUGUCGCGAGAGGUGGUUUAAUCAUUUGAGACCUGAUAUUAAGAAAGAUAGUUGGAGUGAAGAAGAAGAAAGGAUGUUGAUCGAGGCUCACAAGAAGAUUGGCAAUCGAUGGGCGAAGAUUGCCAAACAAAUCCUAGGAAGAACAGAGAACUAA
Molecule: messenger RNA, 477 nt
Organism: Impatiens glandulifera
Lineage: Eukaryota; Viridiplantae; Streptophyta; Magnoliopsida; Ericales; Balsaminaceae
Product: transcription factor MYB119-like
Exons: 3
Coding region: 1-477 (158 amino acids)
Biological process (GO): regulation of DNA-templated transcription
Cellular component (GO): nucleus
Molecular function (GO): DNA-binding transcription factor activity, RNA polymerase II-specific; RNA polymerase II cis-regulatory region sequence-specific DNA binding
Source: RefSeq, a predicted model, not a curated record